This is a messenger RNA of Prunus avium (sweet cherry), 1302 nucleotides long. RefSeq names its product agamous-like MADS-box protein MADS2. Lineage: Eukaryota; Viridiplantae; Streptophyta; Magnoliopsida; Rosales; Rosaceae. Gene Ontology annotation, molecular function: protein dimerization activity; DNA-binding transcription factor activity; RNA polymerase II transcription regulatory region sequence-specific DNA binding. Gene Ontology annotation, biological process: positive regulation of transcription by RNA polymerase II. The record is from RefSeq and is a predicted model, not a curated record. Gene Ontology annotation, cellular component: nucleus.
AAUUCUUUGAAAAAAAAAAGAUGAAAAAAGGAUGAUGCAGUGGAAAAGCUGGACCAUAGAGUGAAACUGGGCAAAACCCUUGUGGUUGUAACUUGUAACUGGUAUGGAUAUUGGAUACACACAAAACACAACACAAAACAAGAAUAUUAAGUGUACAGUAGUAGGGAUAGGGAAGAUAAAACCAAGCACGAAUACAAAAGCAUUUUCAGUGGUUUCCAUUUCUCUCAUAUUGCAUUCAUCUUUUUAUCCCUUUUGGUACCCUAAACACACACCCUCUUUAAAGAAACUUUGUCUGCCUCUCAUCUUAACCAAUACUAGAGAGAGAGAGAGAGAGAGAGGGAGAGAGAGAGAGAGAUAUGGGAAGAGGUAGAGUUGAGCUGAAGAGGAUUGAGAAUAAAAUUAACAGGCAAGUGACUUUUGCCAAGAGAAGAAAUGGGCUGCUCAAGAAAGCUUAUGAGCUCUCAGUUCUCUGCGAUGCUGAGGUUGCCCUCAUUAUUUUCUCCAGUCGUGGCAAACUUUAUGAAUUCUGUAGCAGUUUGAGCAUGCUGAAAACGCUUGAAAAGUACCAAAGGUGCAGCUAUGGCUCCCUGGAAGCCAACAAACCAGUCAAUGAGACUCAGAACAGCUAUCAGGAAUAUCUGACGCUGAAAGCCAGAGUGGAGGUCCUCCAACAAUCUCAAAGAAACCUUCUUGGGGAAGAUUUGGCCCCACUGAACACAAAGGAGCUUGAGCAGCUUGAGCAUCAACUGGAGGCAUCCUUGAACCAAAUUAGGUCAACAAAGACUCAGUUUAUGCUUGAUCAGCUUUGUGAUCUCCAGAACAAGGAACAAAUGCUAGUUGAAGCUAACAAAGCCUUGAGGAGGAAGAUGGAAGAAACUAGUGGGCAAGCUCCACCUCUAUUGGCAUGGGAAGCUGCUGGCCAUGGCCACAACAAUGUUCAGCAUACUCGCCUUCCUCAUCAUCCUCACUCACAAGGCUUCUUCCAUCCAUUGGGAAACAACUCCACUUCCCAAAUUGGAUACACCCCUUUGGGUUCAGAUCAUCAUGAUCCAAUGAAUGUUGGAAAUCAUGGCCAACAUGUGAAUGGAUUCAUUCCUGGGUGGAUGCUUUAACUUUGAUUUCGCAUGAUCAAGAUGCCAAGAUGUGGCGAAUAAAAUACAUGUAGCGGACCAUCAUCUCAUGUUGGAUGGAGCUUUUCUUUUUUGGUUGAUUGUAAUCUUCUUUCUAUGCCAUGCAACAUGUAAUUAGUCUUUGAACCAAUAAGAAUAAAUAUAUAUUUUUAUUUAUGUUUGUAAGUUGUAU